Molecule: messenger RNA, 2190 nt
Organism: Haliotis rufescens (red abalone)
Lineage: Eukaryota; Metazoa; Mollusca; Gastropoda; Lepetellida; Haliotidae
Product: sphingomyelin phosphodiesterase-like
Exons: 12
Coding region: 173-1915 (580 amino acids)
Biological process (GO): sphingomyelin catabolic process; ceramide biosynthetic process
Cellular component (GO): lysosome
Molecular function (GO): acid sphingomyelin phosphodiesterase activity
Source: RefSeq, a predicted model, not a curated record
CUGGCGUCACAUGCGCGAUAACGACUGUCAGGACGACAUAUCCGUGUGUGACACAUCUUCAUAUACACCGCUGUCUUCAUGUACCCGAUAAUAUAAAUAUCGGGACGUUGAUCACAAUAGGAGGGACAAAUUAUCUUCAAAUUCAUUGUAGAUAUAUGUGUCUGUAAUUACAAUGUCGUUGAGGGCAGUGUUGUGUUUAACGGUACUGUGUACUGUUACCAUGGUAACUGAUUCUACCAGAACGAAGACAAAGAAGGUUGGUGAACACUUGCAAUGGAUAACGAGGAACGCGGCAAAGGACACGUUUCCUAAAGAACAUGGAACAAACAUCAGUGAAAGUGACCUGUGCAUUGCGUGCAAGGUGCUUGCAGGCACUCUACAGAAAAUGGUGGUGAAAAUGCGACCCGAAGACGAAAUUGUGAAAACGAUGAUCUCAACAUGCAAAUAUUUCCACAUUGAAACGGACAGAGUGUGCUCCUACGUCAUACCUGAGUAUAAGGACAUGGCUAUGGCGGUAAUUCAGCAGACUGCCCUCAGCCCGAAUGACAUCUGCGGGUUGCUCCUGGGGCCGGACUGUGCCACGCCCUAUUUCCCCACAGAGAUGUGGAACAUCUCCCUCCCUGACACACCCAAACCACCGGUCAAACCUCCCCGACACCCUGCGCCGGGGUCCCCCAAGGUCAGGUUCCUCCAGCUGACAGACAUUCAUAUUGACCUGAUGUACCAAGAGGGAUCUAACGCCAUCUGCCACGAGCCCCUGUGUUGCCGUAGCAACGACGGCAAACCAGCGGCGGGUGUCCCAGGAGCGGGAAGAUGGGGUGACUCUCGCUCGUGUGACUCCCCACUCAUCCUUGUGGACAACCUGUUUCAGCACCUUGCCUCCAAGACAGACGAGUUUGACUUCGUGAUAUUCACGGGGGACAUCGCCGCUCAUGAUGUGUGGAAUCAAACCCGUAGCGAACAGAUAACAGCUCUAGAGCGACUGGUGUCCUACUUCGACAAGUACCUGCCGGGGAAACAGGUGUACUUCUGUGCCGGUAACCAUGACAGCGCCCCGUGUAACAGUUUCCCUCCGGAUUGGGUCACGGGCAAUAUGUCGCAGGAGUGGAUGUAUGCUUCUAUGGCAACACAGUGGGGUCGGUGGCUACCAUCUGACACGAAAGACACUAUUAUGAGAGGGGGUUUCUACACUUUCUCCCCAUUUCCCGGUUUCCGCAUCAUCUCAGUCAACAAUAUCUUCUGCUACAUCAACAACUGGUGGCUCUUCAUCAACACCACCGACCCGAACGGCGAAUUGCAGUGGCUGGCGGAGACGCUGCAGAAGGCGGAGGACGCUCAGGAGAAGGUGUUCAUCCUGGGUCACAUGCCCACCAACUGCAUGAAGGCUUGGAGCUGGAACUACUACAACAUAGUCAGCAGGUACGAGAGCACAAUCGUGGGUCAGUUUAACGGCCACACCCACACAGACGAAUUCCGCGUGUACUACGACGUCGCCAACCUCACCCGCCCUGUCAACGUGGCCUACGUGGGCGGGUCCGUGACGCCCAAGUCAAACAAAAACCCCAACUACAGGAUCUACACCAUGGAUGGCUUCUACACCAACUCCUCCUUCGCCGUGCUAGAUUAUGAGGAUUACAUCUUCGAUCUAGUUGCUAACAACAACGUCAGCACGAGUCCAUCAUGGAAGUUGGAAUAUAGCCCCUUGACUGACUACGGCAUGAACGGCAGCAACCCCGUCGACUGGAGCGACCUCAUCUACAGGAUGAGAGACGACGACGAACUCUUCAACAAAUUCCAUCGUCACAGAUCCAAAGGGGGAGACACCACUCCCUGCACACACGACUGUAAGUUCGAAGAGCUGUGUCUACUGAAGUCUGGAAGAUCGGAAGACCCGCGGCUGUGUGCCGACCUGUGAGGGGACGUUCCACGGGCGUGUAGCCGGCAGUGCCAGGUUCAACUCAUGUGUGCAAAUACCUGUACAAUCAGACUAUGCAAACUGUCCAAGAAGCGUCUUGUCCUAACUACCAACAUCAGCAAUAAGGAUGCUGCAAUAAUUAGAUUAACAUUAACCCAAACGGAAGUAUGAUUCAUAUAUUCAUGUACAGCACAGCUGUGGGAGGACAAAGAUUCUACACAUUGUAUGGUGAAUUUUACGGUAUAAUAAAUUGAAAUACCGGUCGGGAAAAAGAA